ACAGAUCAUGUAUAUCCUUUCUAUUAACCCCACACGGUUACACGUUACGCACCAGAAAAAAAAAAGCCAACAAACAAUUUGAUAUACAGCAACUAAUACAGAUUACUUUGCAAGAAAAAAUGGAUCUCAUGAGCUCAAAGUCACUAGCGCUGUUCAUAGUGUGUACCAUCCUAUUCCUGUUCUUCACUUGUGCUUCAUCUCACAGUAUCCCAGCAGACCCAUUGAAUCCGACUUCGAGCCCAAAACAAAAGUGUCCAAAAGAUACCCUUAAAUUUGGGGUAUGUGGUAGCUGGCUUGGUUUGGUUACUGAAGUAAUUGGAACUAAGCCUAGUCCAGAGUGCUGUACUCUAAUAAAGGGCAUUGCUGAUCUUGAAGCUGCUGUUUGUUUAUGUACUGCACUAAAAUCCAAUGUUUUAGGUGUCGUCAAGGUGAAGUUGCCAGUUGCUCUAAGUCUGCUCCUCAAUGGCUGUGGAAACAAGGUUCCUUCAGGUUUCAAAUGUUAAAUUUUAGGACACUAUCAAGUUUAUCUUUUUAAGUCUUUCGGAUUUUGUUUCCAUCAAAUAUUUUCUGAAUAUUAGUUAUAUAAUGUUUAAGACCUUCAAAGUUGUUUUAAGAACUACUAUUAUGUCAUAGUUAGGUUUGUUUUCUUGCUUAGUUUAUUCUGUGCCUACAAAUUCAUAACUGCAAACACUUCUUGUACUGUGUUACUGAAAUCUGUACUUAUUAAAUUA
Molecule: messenger RNA, 731 nt
Organism: Amaranthus tricolor (Joseph's coat)
Lineage: Eukaryota; Viridiplantae; Streptophyta; Magnoliopsida; Caryophyllales; Amaranthaceae
Product: putative lipid-binding protein At4g00165
Exons: 1
Coding region: 120-503 (127 amino acids)
Source: RefSeq, a predicted model, not a curated record